AGUUGUCCACGAACCUCUGACUGUAGCUAUUCCAAGCGUGCAGCAGUCGUACGAGAUCUCCCAAAUUUCUCAGCUCCAGCGGAAAAUCCAACUCCCACUCCCCUCGCCUCCUGUCGGAAUCCCGCAUCCAGAGCUCGCCAUGGCGCAAGGCACCGCGCCCGCCGCGGCCGGCGGAGGCGGCGGAGGUGUUUACUCCGCCCCGGCCGCGGUCGCGACGACCCCUCCAGGCACCCCUCGUUCGGCGGCGGCGCCGCCUCCGCCGCCGGCCCCUUCCGGGGGGCACUACGCGGUCGAGCUCUACUUCGACCCCGCGCUGGAGAACCAGGUGCUCAAGGCGUGGAACGCGCUGGCGCGGCGGCAGCUCAGCAGCCGCCUCAUCGAUACCGCGUCGCGCCCGCACCUCCCGCUGCUCCACCUCCCCGCCGCCGCGCUCCCGGACCCGCUCCGCCUCGCUCCCGCCCUCCGAGCGCUCGCCUCCCGCAUCGAUCCGCUCCCUCUCGCGCUCUCCUCGCUCGCGUCGCCGCCGUCGUCCCUCGACGCGGGGGUCCUCUUCCUCUCGCCCACGCCCUCGGCCGCGCUGCUCGGCCUCCACGCGCAGCUCUGCGAGCUGCUGCGCAAGGACGCCGGCCUCGAGGUGCCCGACGGGUUCCGGCCCGACAACUGGGUACCGCGGUGCGCCGUCGCCGUUGAUGUGCCUCGCGGCCGUAUGGCCGAGGCCUUCUGCGUGCUCCGCGAGCUCAAGCUGCUCCCCGUCUCCGGGUACGGGAUGGACAUCGCGCUGGUCGAGGUUGCGCCGACCGUCAGGGAGGUUGUGUCCUACCCGCUCGGCGGCAGCGGCGGCCCUGGAGCUGAUUAAAAGGACGUUGUUUAAAUUUGUACAAUGUGAAGAACAUCCUGGAUGGAAAAAGCAUAUUAACAAGGGUAUCAUCAUAGGAUAAUAUUGGCAUUUCCUUGUCCAUCACGCGGUUCGUGAGAAAACAAGUCGAAAGAAUGUUAGAUGAUCAUACUGUAUCAUGUUUGAUUAUUUUUUAAUCUUUUGGGUUGAUAAUAUUCGCGCCUCAGCUGUAGAGACUUCACAAACUGAAACUGUUGCACGUCUUCUAGUUCGUUGUAAUGAAUUGUAUUAUUCUGUGGCUUGAGUUGAAACCAAUUUUGUCUUUGUUUU
This is a messenger RNA of Lolium perenne, 1165 nucleotides long. RefSeq lists its product as uncharacterized. The record is from RefSeq and is a predicted model, not a curated record. Lineage: Eukaryota; Viridiplantae; Streptophyta; Magnoliopsida; Poales; Poaceae.